AUGAAGACCAACACUAUCCUUUCCUUGUUGGGUCUUUCCAGCAGCGCCUUGGGCGCCGCUGUGAGCAAGAGCCACCAAGAGCCCUAUGGCUACAAGUCCGGCUCGAAGGAGUCUGUUGCCAACAUGAAGGACAAGAUCGAGAAUGUGGUUUGGAUCAUUCUUGAGAACCGUGGAUUUGACAACAUCCUCGGUGGAGUCAAGAAAGAAGGCUUGGACAACGUUGUCAACAACGGUCCUUUCUGGAAUCCCGAGAGUGUUAAUGACACCAACAGCAAGAAGUGGUACAGUCAGUACAAAGAUUAUGAUUCGGUCAUCCAUGACCCUGAUCAUACAGUCACUGGUGUCAACUUCGAACUCUAUGGCACCUACCAUCCUGACAACGAGGCUAUUUCCAACGGUACUUUGAAGCCGAACUUGGAAGGCUUUGUCAACCGUCAGAUGCAGGCAUAUCCCAGUAUCUCAGCCCAGCGAGCCACUGAUGAGGUCAUGGGAUACUAUUCGGAAGAUGAGAUCCCAACUCUUGUUGAUCUGGUCGACGAGUUCACAACGUUCAACUAUUGGCACUCCUGUGUUCCUGGUCCUACCAACCCGAACCGUCUUUGUGCGGUCUCCGGUACAGCUGAUGGCCAUGGCAAGAAUGACGAGAGCUUCGAUGUUUCCGGUGUUGACACGACCAGCAUCUUCCAGGUCGCCUCAGAGAAGGGCAUCUCGUGGCGCAACUAUGAUGGCACGAACGGCGACUUCCUGCCCGAUUCCAUGUUCUUCAACUGGACAGCACAGAACGCCAAGAGCAAUAUCGUUCCCCUAGAAAACUUCUACCAAGAUGCCUACCUCGGUCUUCUACCGCAGCUGUCAUACAUCAACCCAUCCUGCUGUGGGCUGAACACCAACUCCAUGCACCCAUCCGGCAACGUUUCCUUUGGCCAGGUCCUCCUGAAACAGGUCUAUGAUGCUGUCCGCACAGGCCCACAGUGGGACAAGACUCUUCUUCUCAUCACCUUUGACGAGACAGGUGGAUUCUUCGAUCAUGUCGCUCCCCCUCUCGCCGUGCGCCCAGAUAACAAGACUUAUACCGAGACUGCUGCCGAUGGCAUUGAGUACACGCUGAACUUCGAUCGCUUGGGUGGUCGCAUGCCCACCUGGUUGGUCUCUCCCUAUGCUCCUCGUGGCCACAUUGAGAAUUAUGGAACCGAUCCCGUCACCGGGGAGUCGUCCUCUUACAGUGCGACCUCAGUGCUGAAGACACUCGGCUACUUGUGGGAUUUGGAAGAUAUGAGCCCUCGUGUGCAGCACUCGCCUGCCUUUGAUCAUCUUAUCGGCCCUAAGGCGCGUUCUGCACCCGGUGUGCUUAAGAACCCCCAUACUUUCCCUGAUGCUAUUUGA
Penicillium olsonii is the source of this 1383-nucleotide messenger RNA. NCBI's taxonomy places the organism in Eukaryota, Fungi, Ascomycota, Eurotiomycetes, Eurotiales, Aspergillaceae. The record is from the annotation of a GenBank genome assembly.